AACUGCAGCAGCAACUGCAGCAGCAGCAGCAGCAGCAGCAGCAGCAGCAGCAGCAGCAGCAGCAGCAGCAGCAGCAGCAGCGGCGGAUGGGGCCUUGGCAGCAGCAAGAACGCGCUUGGCGCCGCUUGCUUCGCAGCCGCGGCUGCGCCGCCGCGCAGCCGCGGGCGAGGGACCAGGGCCUAGGCUUGUCUUCUGCGGUAGCAGCAGCAGCAGCAGACGCAGAGGCCUCAACAGCAGCAGCAGCCGCACAACACUGCAGCAAGCAGCAGCAGAAGCAGCAGGACCAGCGGCACCCGCAGCAGCAGCAGCAGCAACUGCAGCAGCAGCAGCAACAAGCAGCAGCACGGCAGUCCACGCAUCCCCCAGAGCCGUAG
This is a messenger RNA of Eimeria necatrix, 374 nucleotides long. RefSeq lists its product as hypothetical. The annotation marks the transcript as partial. The record is from RefSeq and is a predicted model, not a curated record. The transcript is spliced from 2 exons. Lineage: Eukaryota; Apicomplexa; Conoidasida; Eucoccidiorida; Eimeriidae.